GGGAGGAGAAGCAAAAUGGUUCCGUCUCCGCACGAUGAUGAGCGCGCCAGUCGGCAGCAUGAUCUGAUUGUCUGGGGAGCAACUGGCUUCACAGGUCUGGUCAAAGAUGUGCACACUCGCACUGAUCUGCUUGAGAAUGGCUGCGUUUGCCGGCUGCAGGCAAGCUCCUCAGUAACUAUCUCGCCGAGAACUACGGUCCGUCAGGCCAUUCUGUGAAGUACGCGCUCGGAGGAAGAUCAGAGGCCAAGCUCACCAAGCUGCGAGAGGACCUGGCGCAGGAGACGGCAGACAAGAGGUUCCUGGACACGCCUCUCGUGAUCGGCAAUGCGGGAUCUGAGGAAUCGAUGCAACGGCUCGCGAAGCAGACAAGAGUGGUGGCCUCCCUCGUGGGCCCCUUCGAAAAGUCUGGAGAGGUCAGUGGAGUGGAGGCAGCGCAGAGAUGCACAGGUCCUGUGUUCAUUCGGCUGCCUGGCUUCUGUCUGUCAGAACCUUGUCAAGGCGUGUGCCGAAGCGGGCACCCACUACGUCGAUAUCACUGCCGAGUACCCAUUCAUGCGGAGGAUGAUUGUCAAGGUGAUCUAGCUAGCUGGACAGCCGUCCGACCGAACUUAGACAGACAGAUGAAUCGAUGGAUGUACCGUCUCUCUGUGUGUGUCCAGUACUCGUCGCUGGCUGAGGAGAAUGGGGCCAAAAUAGUCCACGCGUGCGGCUUCGACUCGGUGCCGUCCGACAUGGGCACCUUCAUGGUGAGUCAGCCACACACAACCACACGCAGACCACACCCACCCUACAGAUGGCGGCCAGCGGUAUCUAUCUGCUUUUGCUCUUGUCAGGUGCAAGCAUACGCCAAGGAGCACUUCGGCCACCCGUGUCAGCGAAUCCGCUACGGCCUGACACGUCUGAUUGGGCUUGUUUCUGGCGGCACCGUUCACUCUCUGAUAGAGCUGUUCAGCUUCCCGCUGGCGGUGCGGCAAGUGCGCAACGAGGACACGUACCUGGUCGACCCCAUGACCAUCGAGGAGAGUGUCACCCAAGAGACCAUGAAGUGGGCUGGGCCAAGCACAGCACGGACACGACACAAAGCAAAUGAAUCAAUCGAGAUGAAUGAAAUCCGCCUACAUGGUUGCGUUGCGUUUUCAGGCUCAGUGGAUGGAUGCUGUGUCGCGAAGAGUGCGCGUGGGAUCCCAACUUCGGUGCAUACGCAGCUCCCUUCAUCAUGGCCCCAACCAACACCAAGAUCGUCAAGUGAGGCCAACCCAACCACUGCCACACCGUGUGUCGGGCGGGCUUAUGCAGACAGGACAGAAAACGUGGUCUUUCUUCUGUCAGGCGCACUGCGGCGUUGCUGCCGACUGUGUACGGCUCGGAAUUCGACUAUGGCGAGUGUCUGGCAGUGCGAAACAUGAUCGUCGCCCGCCUCUUCGCGUGGUUCACCCUCCUGUGCGAGGCUGUCUUGAUUGCCUUCCCAGCUGCCAGAUGGAUCGUCAAGGCCCUCUUGCGGCCAGGUGGGGCGACAGUUGCCAGCCGGCAUGCAUCAUAUCCUCCUCUGGAUCUUCCUCAUGUCGUUCCUUCUCUUCCGGUGUCUGUCUGUUGGCCAGGUUGGGGCCCUCCCGCCUUCAUCCGCCGGCUGUGCUGCUUCGCUGGCGACAUUGUGGGCACUGUCAGAGAUGGGGUCGGCAAGUACCACAAAAUCACGGGGCGAGUCGGCAUCAACGAGGACCCCGGCUACGAUGGGGUGCGCACGCAGAACGAAAAAAUGACUGCUUUGUUCGUUUACACUACACGCGUGUUCCGUCCGCAUCUGUCCGUCAGACGGCCAAGAUGCUGUGUGAAAGUGCGCUGUGCGCUGCCCUCGACGCACCGACCAUUCCAUCCACCUGCGGGGUGCUGACUCCCGCCGUAGCCUUCGGCCCCACACUGAUCAAGCGACUCAAGAAGACCGGCAUGACAUUUGAGGUGGCGGCGACCGAGAUGGACGCCGCUGAGAGCACCGACAUGGGCUCGGACACCAAGAGAUCUGACGACUCACUGGUCUGAGGGGAAGGGGCCACAUUUCAUUCAUGGGGCUGUGUUCCUUCCCUUCCUUGACAUGAUGUGUAGUGCAUGAUUUGGUCGCGUGUGAAUGUGCAGUGCAUGCUUAGUCAGCUAGUGUGUAUACGUACGUAUGGUGUGAAAAUGUGUGUAUCUAAGUACGUUGCUUACGUGUACUGGUGUGUGUUGCGGUGCGGUGCAUGUGUGCAGACAGCCAGGCGGGCUGUUCACCAUCGCGCACAGCGCAAGUGAUGUGACGGCAACCGGUACGCCACGCACGCCUCCUUGUGCAGGUGUAGGUAGUUUUAGCUAGCUAGCUACGGAUAAUGAGAGAGAAUUGGUGCACUCACUGCACGAACUGGCUCACUAGGUGCUUGAUGUGAUGGAUGUGUGUCUCUUGUCUGUCUAUUGCCCCCCCGUCUGUCUGUCUGUCUGUCUGUCCUGCCUGCUCUUUUUAGUUCUCGAGCUUUUUCAAGACCCUGCCGCCUUCUGUCUGUUUGCGCCCCGACGGCCUCCAUGUCAUGUGUCGAUAUGCGACCGAAACGACAGAGAGGGACGGCCUAAUUGGCCACCCAUGGAUGUCGUGACUGAUUUUCGUCCCUCUCUUGUAUCUGUCUGUCCGUCUUUCUGUCGGGAUUCUUGGCGGUCGGUUGGUCGCUCUGUUUUUUCUUCUUCUUCUUCUUCUUCUUCUUCUCUUCUUCUUCUUGAGCGGCGUUUGCAUCAGGUCCUCUUCCCUUUAAGCAUCUUGUGUCUGCGUGUCUGGCUGUGGCUCUCGCCGAGAAUAUGCCUUGCGCCAUAUACUGACCUGCGCAAACUCGGCGCUGUGGGCUGCUACUGCCAUGUUAUGUUGUGUCGUCGGGAGGGAGAGAAGUGGGUUGGUCGAUUCGACUGUAGUAAGUUCAUCAAGGGUGUCGCAUGGUAGUGAGUGGAUCGGACAAUAAUUGUCGACUCGACCUCUGAGAAGGCUGGCUCUGCGCCCUUGACAUGUAGCCCUCAGUCAUAAAGCCUUCCUCAUGUGUUUGCUACGUGUCGAAAAACUCUGUC
This is a messenger RNA of Vitrella brassicaformis, 3075 nucleotides long. NCBI's taxonomy places the organism in Eukaryota, Vitrellaceae. The record is from the annotation of a GenBank genome assembly.